This is a messenger RNA of Beta vulgaris subsp. vulgaris (sugar beet), 1893 nucleotides long. RefSeq lists its product as uncharacterized. The record is from RefSeq and is a predicted model, not a curated record. The transcript is spliced from 6 exons. Bases 1 to 1893 code for a protein of 630 amino acids. NCBI's taxonomy places the organism in Eukaryota, Viridiplantae, Streptophyta, Magnoliopsida, Caryophyllales, Amaranthaceae.
AUGGAGUAUGAUACUGAGGACAAGAUUGAUGAUGAUGACAAUGAUCAUGUGGAUGAGAUGAUGGAUGGUGUUGAGGAUGAUUUAGGACAACAUUCUCGUGUUUUUGAGUCUUUGACAGAGGCAGCACAAAAGCCACUUUAUCCUGAUGCAAAAAAUCUAAGGUGGCAUGCAGACGGAAGGAAGAAAGAUAGUUUGUUGAAGCAUCCAGCAGAUUCUCCUGAGUGGAAGAGUAUUAAUAGAUUGCAUAAGGCAUUUGGGAAUGAAGAUCGUAAUUUGAGGCUUGGACUAUGUACAGAUGGGAUGAAUCCAUUCGGAAGUAUGAGCUCUUUGCAUAGUACAUGGCCUCCCGGAAAUGACAUAGAUGUCUAUCUUGCACCACUUAUCGAUGAUCUCAAAAAGCUAUGGGAUGAAGGGGUUUCUGUGUUUGAUGCUCAUGCUAAUGAGAUGUUCACCUUGCGUGCAAUGCUUUUCUGCACCAUUAACGAUUUCCCGGCGUACGGUAACUUAUCUGGGUAUAAGAAUAAAGUUCUUACGACCGACCACCCGUUUCGUAAGAAGAAGAAGGCAUUUUAUGGGUCUGUUGAAGAGGGUGUAGCUCGUAGACCAUUGACUGGUAAAGAGGUUUAUGAGCAACUAAAGGGUGUUGAAACGAUCUUUGGUAAAACAAUGAAAGAGGAGAAAGGAUUAUGGAAAAAGGAGUCUAUCUUUUGGACACUCCCCUACUGGAAAGACCUAAAGGUUAGACAUUGUCUCGACGUCAUGCAUAUAGAAAAAAUCAAAGUGCUUGAUCCGACAAGACUUGAUGCUCUUCAAGCUGAUGUGGUAGAGACUCUUUGUAAGUUUGAAAUGUAUUUCCCACCUGCAUUCUUUGACAUAAUGGUUCAUCUUAUCGUCCAUCUAGUUCGUGAAAUAAAGCUUUGUGGUCCAGUGUUUUUGAGGUGGUGUUAUCCUUUUGAAAGACGAAUGGGUACUUUACAAGAUAAAGUGAGAAAUCCUGCACAACCUGAAGCUAGUAUCAUUCAAGGCACCGUGGGCGAUGAAGUUGGUAAUUUUGUAGCCGAGUAUUUGGCUAGUGCUGAACCUAUCGGACUUCCUACAUCUCGACAUGAUGGAAGACUUGGAGGCCACGGUACGAUUGGCUCAAAAUUAGUCACACCUCCAAGGGAUAGGCGCCUACAAGCACACUUAUAUGUGUUGCAUCACGUUGCAGCAGUGCAUCCGUAUUUGGCUGAGCAUAUGGAGGUGCUACGGGCUGAAAAUCCUUCCAAAGGGGAUAGGGCAUUGAUGCAGUUGCAUAAUAAGACGUUUAUUGAUUGGUUUCAUGAUCGAGUAAUAUGUCAACAACAAGAUGAUGUAUCUGAAACUAUUAAGUGGUUAGCAUUUGGUCCUCGUGAAGCUGUCAACAAAUACGAGGGGUAUGAUAUCAACGGAUUUACAUUUUGGAGUGAAGGUCAAGAUGAAAAGUCAUCAUCACUAAAAAUAGUGGUGUUUCUGUUUUGGCGUCAUCUACAUUUUAUGCGAGCGCUAAGGAUCGGAAUCCAGUGGAUGCCAAAUUGUUAUACUAUGGGCGAAUUCAAGAAAUAUGGGAGCUUAACUACUCUAGUUUUAAGGUUGACUUGGGUCAUUUGCGUGAAAGGUGAGCCAUUUAUACUUGCAACACAUGCUAAGCAAGUAUUCUAUGUAAGAGACCCUGCUGAUCAUAAGUGGUGUAUUGUUGUACCGAGAAAAAGAAGUAUCCUUGGCAUUGGCGAUGUUGAUGAUGAGGAAGAAUAUGAUGCUUUUGAGGAUAGCCCGCCUUUCAUCAAUCCCAAAAUCGAUGUAACAUGCGAUGCAGAUGUCGACACAAAUUAUAUGCGUGUAGAUCACACGGAAGGGAUACUUGUCGACUUCUGA